UGACGUGGCAAGCUUCAAACGGCAACGGUCACGUGACAUUCGGUCGGACGCCAGAAGCUCCGAAGCACCGAUUCGCUCCGCGAAUUAAUUCUUCCCGAAUGAGUUGCGAGCGGCUCGAAACCUCGACACCGUUCGUCCGUCACUACUUUCAGGAAAUAAAACAUCAUUGAAAUAAACUCUUCUUGGUGGUGGUGGUGCACGUUGAAGCUCCUCGGCCUAGUUAGCUUAGCUUAGCUUAGCUUAGCUUAGCUUAGCUCGCUAGCCGCUAGCGAAGCGACGCGCGCGUUCGUCGGCAACGCAUCGCAAAUUGGAGAUCGCCUGUGAAGGUGUUGUGAUUAUCGCGUGGGGGGGGGAAAAUGUGUGCGAGAACGACGGCCAAGUCCGAGAAGGAACUUUCUGGAACGAAAGAGGAGGACGAGCCGCGACGUCAACUUGCGGACGCUGUUCGCAUGCAGCCUCGCGUUGGGUUCCACACAGCAGACAUCACUGAAGAUCUUCGUACUGAGCGGCAGGAGCCAGAGCCCCCUCACAUUAAAGAGGAAGUGGAGGACAAAGAGGUCCACCACAUCAAAGAGGAAGAGGAGCCCAUUUUGAUUAAAAAAGGGGAGGGAGAUGCUCGACCCCACAUCAAACAGGAAGUGGAGGAGGACAUCACCAAGUUUCCAUCGACUGGUGUCCCUUUGAAGAGUGAAGCUGAAGGUCAAAGUGAGGAGAGCAGAGGGGCGGAGCCACCAAGCAGCAGCUCAAGUCAACACAUGAAGACAGAAGGUGACGGAGACCACUGUGGAGGAUCACCAGCAGACGGACUCUUAGCGGCACUGUCAGAUUGUGACGACAUGACGUCACAUCCUCCCCACACUGAUGAUGAUGAUGAUGAUAAACAGUAUGAAGGUGAUAUGACAUGUCACGCUGACAACAAACGAUGGAAAUGUUCUCAUUGUGGGAAAACAUUUGCUUAUAAAAGCCGUUUGAAACAGCACGUGAGAACACACACUCGUGAAAAACCUUUUGCAUGUUCAGUUUGUGGUCAAAGAUUCUCUGUGAAGGAAAGCUUAAAAUUACACACAAGAACCCACACUGGUGAGAAACCAUUUUCCUGCACAGUUUGUGGUCAAAGAUUCUCUGAAAGGGGAAACUUAAAAAAACACACAAUAACCCACACUGGUGAGAAACCGUUUUCCUGCACAGUUUGUGGUCAAAGAUUCACUCAGAAGGGAAACUUAAAAAUGCACACAAGAACCCACACUGGUGAGAAACCUUUUUCUUGCUCAGAUUGUGGUCUAAGAUUCUCCGUGAAGGAAAACUUAAAAAAACACACAAGAACACACACUUGUGAGAAAACUUUUUCUUGCUCAGAUUGUGGUCUAAGAUUCUCCGUGAAGGAAAACUUCAAAAAACACACAAGAACACACACUGGUGAGAAACCUUUUCCCUGCUCGGUUUGUGGUCGAAGAUUUACUCAGAAGGAGAAGUUAAAAAUACACACAAGAACCCACACUGGUGAGAAACCAUUUUCUUGCUCAGAUUGUGGCCAAAGAUUUUCUGAAAAGGGAAGUUUGACAAAACACACAAGAACGCACACUGGUGAGCAGCCUUUUUCCUGCUCAGUUUGUGGCCGAAGAUUCACUCAGAAGGGACACUUAAAAAAACACACAAGAACACACACUGGUGAGAAACCUUUUUCCUGCUCAGAUUGUGGUCGAAGAUUCACUCAGAAGGGAAACUUAAAAAAACACACAAGAACCCACACUGGUGAGAAACCUUUUUCCUGCUCAUUUUGCGGUCUAAGAUUCUCUGUGAAGGAAAACUUAAAAAUACACACAAGAACCCACACUGGUGAGAAACCUUUUCCUUGCUCUGAUUGUGGCCAGAGAUUUUCUGAAAAGGGAAGUUUAACAAAACACACAAGAACGCACACUGGUGAGAAACCUUUUUCCUGCACAGUUUGUGGUCAAAGAUUCUCUGAAAAGGGAAACUUAAAAACACACACAAGAACCCACACUGGUGAAAAACCUUUUUCCUGCUCAGUUUGUGGCCAAAGAUUCUCUGUCAAGGGAAGUUUAACAAAACACACAAGAACGCACACUGGUGAGAAACCUUUUUCCUGCUCAUUUUGUGGUCUAAGGUUCUCUGUGAAGGAAAACUUAAAAAAACACACAAGAACACACACUGGCGAUAAACCUUUUUCCUGCUCGGUUUGUGGUCGAAGAUUCAUUCGGAAGGGAAACUUAAAAAAACACACAAUAACCCACACUGGUGAGAAACCUUUUUCUUGCACAGAUUGUGGCCAAAGAUUUUCUGAAAAGAGAAGUUUAACAAAACACACAAGAACGCACACUGAUGAGAAACCUUUUUCCUGCUCAGUUUGUGGCCAAAGAUUUUCUUAUACGCGUCAGGUCAAGACACACAAGUGUGCUGGUGAGAAUAGCAGUGAUCUAGAAUCGUGAA
Messenger RNA from Phyllopteryx taeniolatus (common seadragon), 2448 nucleotides. Its product is annotated as oocyte zinc finger protein XlCOF6-like. The transcript is spliced from 2 exons. Bases 357 to 2447 code for a protein of 696 amino acids. Lineage: Eukaryota; Metazoa; Chordata; Actinopteri; Syngnathiformes; Syngnathidae. Gene Ontology annotation, molecular function: DNA-binding transcription repressor activity, RNA polymerase II-specific. The record is from RefSeq and is a predicted model, not a curated record. Gene Ontology annotation, biological process: negative regulation of transcription by RNA polymerase II.